Molecule: messenger RNA, 639 nt
Organism: Ilyonectria robusta
Lineage: Eukaryota; Fungi; Ascomycota; Sordariomycetes; Hypocreales; Nectriaceae
Product: Isochorismatase-like protein
Exons: 1
Coding region: 1-639 (212 amino acids)
Source: RefSeq, a predicted model, not a curated record
AUGCCAGAAGCCGCAGCUUCACUUUCUGGCGACCCCACCACGCCGAGCUACUACGGGCAUGCAAAAACGGCAUUACUCCUGUUGGACUUCCAUUCCAUGUUUGUUAAAAUGGCUGGUGGGCCAAAGGCACCAGCGGCCUUAGAAAUCGCGGCGCGGAUGAGGACGUGGGCAAAGUCCCAGGGCAUUGUUGUCAUUCACGCUCUCAUCAACGUGGACGCUGUCACAUUUCCAACUUGCAAAGGCGCUGAAAGGUUGAGCAGUAUUAUGGGCGAUAUGAAAUCAGGAGGUGUCGAAGAGCCGCCUCAGCUGCUUCAGGACUUCAGUCAGGAUGAGCCUACAUUCACAAGGACACCCGGGCAUGUAUCCGCUCUCAAGUCGCCUGGCCUCCAGGAGUUCUUGCAUGAGAAGGGAAUCAAGUCACUCAUUCUCACCGGCCUAAGCACUUCGGGAUGCGUGUUGAGAACAGCAAUCACCGCAACGGACGCUGAAUUUGUUGUGUCGGUCAUUUCCGAUGCGUGUGCCGAUCGGGAUCAGGAUGUCCAUGAAGUGGUAGUUGAGAAGUUGAUACCGUCGAGGGGAUAUGUCACAACUGCUUCUGUGUUUCAGGAGGAAUAUGCUAAGGCCAGGACAAGGGAUUAA